CAAAAACCCGAUCGCGACUCGCGAGCGGAUCCGGGUUGGGGUGAACAGUCACGGCAGGACCCGCGAAGCGGCCGUGCGAGCGACCGAAUCACGAAUCCCGAUCGACCGGCGGCGGCGGCGGCGGGACCGACGACCAUGCCGGACAAGGCGGUGGACGACGCCAUGGAGUCCGCGGUGGGGGCCCACUUCAGCGGCCUCCGCCUCGAGGCGCUGCGCCUCCCCGCCCCAUCCGGGCCCUCCUCCCCCUCCUCCUCCACCUCCGCCGGCGCCGCCGCGGCCCUCGCCAACGGGCUCGCCCACGCCCACGCCGACGUCGCCUCCCCCUCCUCACUCAGGCAGCCCUUCGUCAUCGGGGUCUCGGGCGGGACGGCCUCGGGGAAGACCACCGUGUGCGACAUGAUCAUCCAGCAGCUGCACGACCACCGCGUCGUGCUCGUCAACCAGGAUUCAUUUUACCGUGGCUUAACUGCUGAGGAAUCUGCAAGUGCUCAGGACUACAACUUCGAUCAUCCUGACGCAUUUGAUACGGAGCAACUUCUUGAAUGCAUGGGGCAACUAAAACGUGCAUUGCCUGUAAAUGUUCCCAUAUAUGACUUCAAAAAUCACCGAAGGUGCUCAGAAAGGUUCCGAAAGGUCAAUGCAUCAGAUGUUAUUAUUUUGGAGGGCAUUUUAGUCUUCCAUGAUCAAAGGGUUCGCAAUCUGAUGGACAUGAAAAUUUUUGUGGACACAGAUGCAGAUAUUAGGCUUGCCCGGCGAAUAAGGCGUGAUACAGUUGAAAGAGGUAGAGAUGUUAGCUCGGUGCUUGAUCAGUAUGGGAGGUUUGUGAAGCCAGCAUUUGAUGAUUUUGUUCUGCCUUCAAAGAAAUAUGCUGAUGUGAUCAUACCACGCGGAGGUGAUAACCAUGUUGCAAUUGACCUGAUCGUUCAACAUAUUCGUACAAAGCUUGGUAUGCAUGACUUGUGCAAAGUCUUCCGAAACGUCUUUGUAGUUCAAUCAACUUUCCAGAUCCGAGGAAUGCAUACUCUGAUUCGUGAUAGGGAUAUCACUACACCUGACUUUGUCUUUUAUUCAGAUCGAUUAAUACGUUUGGUAGUUGAGCAUGGUUUGGGCCAUUUGCCAUUUACAGAAAAGCAGAUUAUUACUCCAACAGGAUCUGUUUAUACGGGAGUUGAUUUCUGCAAGAAGCUAUGUGGAGUGUCUAUUGUCCGAAGUGGUGAAAGUAUGGAGAAUGCAUUGCGUGCUUGCUGUAAAGGAAUAAAAAUUGGCAAAAUUUUGAUACAUCGUGUUGGAGAUAAUGGACAGCAACUCAUAUACCACAAACUGCCAAUGGAUAUAGAUGAACGGCAUGUUCUGCUUUUGGAUCCGGUGCUUGGCACAGGGAACUCAGCAAAUCAAGCUAUAGAUCUUCUUCGAAGGAAAGGUGUUGCUGAGGAGAGGAUCAUAUUCCUCACUCUCAUCUCGGCACCCGAAGGGAUUCAAUGUGUGUGUACGCGAUUUCCGAAGUUGAAGCUUGUAACGUCAGAGAUAGAUACCGGGCUGAGCGAGGAAUUCAGAGUCAUCCCAGGUUUGGGAGAGUAUGGUGAUCGCUACUUCGGCACAGACAACUGAUGGCGGCUCGUACUGCUAUCGAUGCCUGUGCAAAAGCUGACUUCAUCGCUGGAGACUGCAGAGGAAUGAUGGUACAAUCGGCGGUAGCAUCAAUUGGACCGAGGAUACAUGCUGGGGAAACAGAUGUUAAAUCAGAAGAUACAGCAUGAAUAUUUUUAGACUCCAGAGUUAGAUAUCCGUCACUAGCCAUUGCUGGAGCUAGUUGUCUGGCCUUAGCCCUGAGUGGAGGUAGUAGAAUGAUUGCAAGCUCGUUUCAUUUGAAUAUCUCUGUUGCUGUGCUGCUUCAGCUGAGGCAACACAUGAUUGAGCCUUAAAUGUCCAAGUGCCCAUCACUAGCUGUUACGCUGCUAUUGUGUAAAAUUAUGUCAAACCUGUUUGCACCUCUUGAUGUCAGAUGUUACAAUUAACAUUUGGAGAAAUGUGAGUCCUCUAAGCAAGCCAAA
This is a messenger RNA of Aegilops tauschii subsp. strangulata, 2051 nucleotides long. Its product is annotated as uridine/cytidine kinase UKL1, chloroplastic. The record is from RefSeq and is a predicted model, not a curated record. Gene Ontology annotation, molecular function: kinase activity; ATP binding. NCBI's taxonomy places the organism in Eukaryota, Viridiplantae, Streptophyta, Magnoliopsida, Poales, Poaceae.